Messenger RNA from Penicillium riverlandense, 306 nucleotides. RefSeq lists its product as uncharacterized. The record is from RefSeq and is a predicted model, not a curated record. The transcript has a single exon. NCBI's taxonomy places the organism in Eukaryota, Fungi, Ascomycota, Eurotiomycetes, Eurotiales, Aspergillaceae. Bases 1 to 306 code for a protein of 101 amino acids.
AUGCCCGACAAGAGCAGUCCCAUAGACGACGACCACUUUACUCCCCAAUCCGAGAUCAACCCAGCGCUCCAGCCGGAGCACCUGCUUCGUCAUGCUCACAUCCAUCAAACAGCAUUUGCCGAGCUUGGCCACGACGAUGACGUUGACUACGCCAAAGAUGCCUCGUUCCAGAAUGGCAAAGUCCCGGACCCAACCCCGCUGAACCAUACCUCCAAGAGUCAGAGCGACGAUAGCAACAACGUCGAGACCACGGACAAUUUUCCGGCCCCAGCGUCUGUGGUACCGCCGUGUCAACGCUCUUGCUAG